AUGGUAAUGUUGGGAGGGACAUUUGCUUUGUAUUCGCUGAUAUGUCGAUAUGCGAAAGUGGGAUUGAUUCCGAGCGAAGAGGAGGAAGAUCAAAACGUCUCCAACUUCCAGCUCGAGUUGCCUAAUAAUCGUAAUCAAAGAGCUUCAAAACUUAAAUCGAAGCUCGAGAAUAGCGUUUUCGCCAAGUACAUGUUGCUAUUCGCCACCAUGCUCGGAACUUCCAUGUUAAUCGGAGAUGGUGUGCUUACUCCAUGUAUCUCAGUGCUAUCGUCGAUGGGUGGACUCAAAUUAGCUGCAAAAGCUAUGACACAAGAUACAAUCGUUUGGACGUCGGUCGGAAUAUUAAUAUUCCUGUUCAUGAUUCAAAGAUUUGGAACCGACAAAGUCGGGUACACUUUUGCGCCGGUACUAACUCUUUGGUUCUUGUUAAUUUCUGGAAUCGGGCUAUACAAUAUCAUAAAACACGACCCCCUCGUCAUCAAAGCUAUAAACCCUAAAUACAUUGUCGAAUAUUUCAUGAGGAACAAAGUCGACGCAUGGAUUUCUCUCGGCGGUGUUGUUCUUUCCAUUACAGGAACCGAAGCAUUAUUUGCUGACGUCGGUCACUUUUCGGUGAGAGCAAUACAAAUAAGCACGUGCGGUCUCGUUUACCCGUCGAUCAUUCUAGCGUACAUCGGACAAGCUGCUUAUCUUCGCAAGAACAUGUCCGAUGUUGGCAUGGCAUUUUAUGCUUCAAUCCCAGGACCAAUGUAUUGGCCAAUGUUUGUAGUGGCAGUAUUGGCAUCAAUAAUAGCCAGCCAAUCUUUAAUCUCGGCCACAUUUUCGAUAGUCCAACAAUCGCUUUCGCUCGGUUGUUUCCCUCGCGUAAAAGUCGUGCACACGUCUACAAAAUACCCGGGCCAAGUCUACGUUCCCGAGAUCAAUUACCUUCUAAUGUUGGCUUGUGUGUUUGUCACACUUGGAUUUAGGGACACUAUAAAGAUUGGCAAUGCCUAUGGGAUUGCGGUGGUGUUUGUGAUGGCACUAACGUCGGCGUUUUUAGUUUUGAUAAUGAUCUUGAUUUGGAAAACUCACGUAGUCCUCAUACUCGCGUACGCUUUCACCAUUUUCGCAUUGGAGCUACUUUAUCUGAGCUCGGUUCUUUACAAGUUCGAUCAAGGGGGGUACUUACCCCUUGUGUUCGCCUUUUUCUUGAUGUCGGUCAUGUACGUUUGGAACGACGUGUAUAGGAAAAAGUACCACUUCGAGCUCGACAACAAAAUUUCUCCGAAAAAAGUCAACGAAAUUAUCAAAGAUUCGAUUUCUCACGAGAGACUGCCCGGGCUAGCAAUCUUCUACUCGGAGCUCGUGCACGGAAUCCCGCCAAUAUUCAAGCACUACAUUGCAAACGUACCCGUGAUUCACUCGGUUUUGGUCUUUGUUUCGUUCAAAUCGUUGCCGAUAAGUAAAGUGCCGUUAGAAGAAAGAUUCCUUUUCCGGAGGGUGCAACCGAAUGAUCUACAAGUGUUCCGUUGCGUUGUGCGUUACGGGUACAAGGACGUAAGGAACGAGGAAGAGCCGUUUGAGAGAAUGUUGGUUGAGAGGUUGAAAGAUUUCAUUAGGGAGGACUAUGUUAUUAUGGGCGUAGAAAACGAAGAGUUGAAGGAUGAAGCGGAGAUGGACGUCGAGGAAUUGGACAAGGCGUGGCGGCGCGGGGUGGUGCACAUGGUGGGGGAGCAAGAGGUGGUGGCGGCGAAGGGGGCUAAUAUUGUGAAGAGGGUGAUGAUUGAUUAUGCAUAUGAUUUCUUGAAGAAGAAUUUGAGGCAGAGCAACAAGGUGUUUGAUAUUCCUCACAAGAGGAUGCUUAAAGUUGGGAUGACUUAUGAACUCUAGAGGGUUUUCAAUGUAUUUUUAUCUCUCUUUUUUUGU
Messenger RNA from Erythranthe guttata (spotted monkey flower), 1908 nucleotides. The record is from RefSeq and is a predicted model, not a curated record. NCBI's taxonomy places the organism in Eukaryota, Viridiplantae, Streptophyta, Magnoliopsida, Lamiales, Phrymaceae.